Purpureocillium lilacinum is the source of this 372-nucleotide messenger RNA. RefSeq lists its product as uncharacterized. Lineage: Eukaryota; Fungi; Ascomycota; Sordariomycetes; Hypocreales; Ophiocordycipitaceae. The record is from RefSeq and is a predicted model, not a curated record.
AUGGGCAACAUCUGCGGCAAGGCCGAGCCGAACCCCUCCCCGCCAGGCCGCGUCCUCGGCUCCGCCCCCGCCCCGAGGACGACCUCGUCCGUACCCAAGAAGGUCGGCGGCCCGCCCCGGACACUCGGCGGCGGCAGCGGCGGCCACGAGCCCGCUGGCGGGGACUCGUCAGUCGAUCCAGGUGACGCGCGGAGAAGAGCCGCCGAGGCAGCAGAGGCACGCGCCAAGGCUGCCAACAAAGGCGGCAAGCUCAAAGCCCAGCUCAACGCGCAAAAAAAGCAGUCCCGGUCCGACACCAUGAAGGGCGCCAGCGAGGCCGAGCGGCGGGCCAGAGACGCGGACGAGGGCCUCGAGGCCAGGCAGUGGAAUUAA